CCAGCUGCUACCGGCGAAAGUAUCUGAAGUGUGGCGAGCGGAGAGUAGGAAACCCGCCAAGUGUUCGGGGCAACUCUAGAGUCGCACUGGCCCGUAGCUCUGUUGGGUGCAUUUGCCGCCAGAGUGCGUCAGUUUAGCUCUGAUCAUGACGGACGAAACAACGCCGCUUACUAGCGCCGCCGCCGGUGGCUCCGGAUAUGUCGUCCUGCCGCCAUACCAAGGACCCGAGCGUGUCUUUCCAGGUGGUGUUUCUCCGCGCUCGCGUCGGAAUAAGAUGCGUCAGUUUCAGUGCUGCAUGGGCAUCACCUUUAUAGCGAUUGUAUUAACAGCCCUUUGCCUGGCCCUGGUGUUCAGCGAUUACCUUGGUGGUGCGGACGGGAAUCCCAGUUUCUUCUUCGUCGUCAAUGGAUCGGAAGUCGAGCUGCCGCCAAACAGACCGCUGCCAGACGAACCGGCAGCAGAUUGGGCCCUACAACAGGGGGCACUGGGUCACCACGAUGGCGCCCAGGCGGUGAGUGUUGGUAUCAAGGCUUUGGGGGAUCGGGAAAUACUGGAGGAGGGUCUGCAGCCGAACGAAGUGAAUACGCCAGCCUUUCGACACUAUCGGUCCCUAAGCACAAAUCCAGAGGCAAGAAAACUGGCACGACGUGGCUAUGUGGAGAACCAGGCCACCAUGGAUAUAGCCAAGAGAUUCAAUUACACCAAACAGCCGGGACGCAGCAAUAUUGGCUGGGGGCCAAAGAUCGUCCUUCCUGAUCCCACGGUUCUACGAUUGGAUUGCGAUUUUAAUGCCCGCUUCAGAAGAUCUACAGGAGUAUGUAACAAUAAACAACACCCCCGGACUUAUGGAGCCUCAAUGGUUCCCUAUCGUCGCAUGGUCUCACCAGAUUAUGCCGAUGGCAUUGCCGCUCCCCGGGUUAGUCAUCAUGGACGCCUGCCGCCGGCUCGUCAGGUCUCCUUAAAGAUCCAUCGUUCUAGCUACGAGACGGAUUCGAACUUCACCGUUAUGCUAGCCGUUUUUGGUCAAUUUAUGGACCACGACAUCACGGCCACCUCGCUGACCACUUCGCAAGAGGGGGAGUCCAUCGAUUGUUGUGUGGCCGCCACCCGGGAGCACCAUCCGGAAUGUUUUCCUGUGGAUAUCCUUCCCGACGAUGCCUACUAUAAGCAGUACAACAUCAGUUGCAUGAAUUUCGUGAGAUCUGCUCCGGCACCCACCGGAAGAUUUGGUCCACGGAUGCAGCUGAACCAGGCAACGGCUUUUAUAGAUGCCUCCGUAGUCUACGGCAAUCUGGAGCAGCGCCAGAGUCAGUUGCGCAGCUUCAUCAAUGGCUCGCUGCGUAUGUAUCUUACGGAUGAUGGUCGGCAGCUGCUGCCCAUUUCCUCAAAUCCGACGGAUGGCUGCAAUCGAGUGCAGAUGACUCGCCUCGGAAAGUACUGCUUCGAGUCUGGAGAUGAUCGGGCUAAUGAAAACCUGCUGCUCACAUCCAUGCACCUUCUGUGGGCCAGAAAUCAUAACUAUUUAGCUCGACAACUGCAGGAGCAGAAUCCUCACUGGGAAGAUGAGCGUUUGUAUCAGGAGGCACGGAAGAUUUUAGGUGCUCAAAUGGCUCAUAUCACCUACAAUGAGUUUCUUCCGGUAUUGCUUGGCAGGAAUCUUAGUGAGGUCAAGGGCUUGCUGCCGGCUAAGCAUAACCUGAAUGCCCCGGACACUUAUGACCCGGAAGUGGAUCCGAGUAUAGCAAAUUGCUUUGCAGCUGCCGCUUUCCGGUUUGCACAUACCCUUCUACCGGGAUUAUUCAAUGUCUCAAGGGAUAAUAGUAGUCCUGAAGCCAUGGAACUGCACAAGAUGCUCUUCAAUCCAUUCUCUCUUUGGAUGGAACACGGCAUUGACCACGCGCUAAUGACGGCGGCUAACACGCCGGUGAUGCAAGUGGAUCGCUUCUUCUCGCUGGAGGUCACCCAGAAGCUUUUCGAAGGCACCGCCGAGGACAAGGUGCCCCUAUGCGGACUGGAUUUGGUUUCCUUGAACAUUCAAAGGGGUCGGGAUCAUGGGAUUCCCUCGUAUACGGUUUUCCGACGACAUUGUCGUCUGCCGCCAGUGGAUACAUGGGAGCAGAUGGCCCAGGCCGUGGACAACGCCACCUUGGACUCCAUCAUGCAGAUUUAUGAAUCUCCGCAGGAUGUGGACGUCUAUACGGGUGCUCUUAGUGAGCCACCGCUGGGUGGAGCAAUCUUUGGUCCACUGCUCAGCUGCAUGGUGUCUGACCAGUUCCUACGCCUUAAACUGGGCGACUCUCACUGGUACGAGCGGAAGAUGGGGCCACAAAAGUUUACCAAAGCUCAACUUGCGGAGAUCUAUAAAACCAAUUUGGCUGCCAUUAUCUGUCGCAAUUCUGAUGGAAUAACCCGUAUCCGGGAACACGUCAUGCAGCGUCUACGGGAGAAAGACAAUCCACAGGUUAAUUGUCAGGACUUGGAGGGAUAUCAUUUCAAUUUUGAACCAUGGUCCGAAUCCGAGCAACUGCAUGACCUGCACAGCACAGUAAUAAAUAGGGGAACCACUUCGGUGCGCGUGAUGGCCAAUAAUACAGAUACGGUCAAGGGAAAUCAUCGAACAGCUAAUGUAACUCUUCAUAUUGAUAAAGGAAUCUAGCUGGGUGAAAAAUAAUAUUUUGCUUAUAAAAAGACAGUUAUAAUGAGAAUGCUA
This is a messenger RNA of Drosophila rhopaloa, 2710 nucleotides long. It is a transcript of the gene cd, whose product is annotated as chorion peroxidase. Gene Ontology annotation, molecular function: heme binding; peroxidase activity. The record is from RefSeq and is a predicted model, not a curated record. Gene Ontology annotation, biological process: response to oxidative stress. NCBI's taxonomy places the organism in Eukaryota, Metazoa, Arthropoda, Insecta, Diptera, Drosophilidae. The coding region runs from base 146 to 2656 and encodes 836 amino acids. The transcript is spliced from 4 exons.